AAAACGACAAAGCAAAAGUUGACAGAGGUUUUCUGAAUUCCUAUUGAAAGUCUUCUAACUUCAGCUGGGAAAGUGUCACAGUUAAAAAAUAAUAUUUAUUCCGAAAUUUCAAACUUUUCCAAACUCUAAUAAUAGUUAAAAUGUUGUCUAUGGGCAUAUUGCGUCGCGCUCGACUGGGCUCCUUGCUAAAUGCAACGUUCGUGCGCAAGCAGAAGACCAUGCACAAUGUGGACAAGUGCGGCAUGCCGGCCAGGAAGGGCUAUUCGCCGUUUGGGCGCAAGCAGCCGAGGUGGGGCGAGUGGGCGGUGACUCGAUUGGACGACUUGCUCAACUGGGGUCGCAAGGGCUCCGUUUGGCCGAUGACCUUUGGCCUGGCCUGCUGCGCCGUGGAGAUGAUGCACAUUGCUGGGCCGCGCUACGACAUGGAUCGCUUUGGUGUCGUCUUUCGCGCCUCGCCGCGCCAAACGGACCUCAUCAUUGUCGCCGGCACCUUGACCAACAAAAUGGCGCCGGCUCUGCGCAAGAUCUACGACCAGAUGCCCGAGCCGCGCUGGGUCAUUUCCAUGGGCAGCUGCGCCAACGGCGGCGGCUACUAUCACUACUCGUAUUCGGUGGUCCGCGGCUGCGACCGCAUCAUACCCGUCGACAUCUACGUGCCCGGCUGCCCGCCCACAGCCGAGGCCCUGCUCUACGGCAUCCUGCAGUUGCAGAAGAAGAUCAAGCGCAUGCGCACCCUGCAAAUGUGGUACAGGAAGUAGGGGCGUUACUGGAGAAGAACGCUUUGGGAUUAUAACAGAAAUACAAUACCUUUAUACAAUUUCUACUCUAAUGGGCAAACACUUGCAGCAAAUACAUAUUUAUAUUCGACAAAUCAUUCAUUAAAUCAGACAAUAAAUGAGCGUUGAUUGAUUUGAGAAUCAAAAUAA
Molecule: messenger RNA, 926 nt
Organism: Drosophila mojavensis
Lineage: Eukaryota; Metazoa; Arthropoda; Insecta; Diptera; Drosophilidae
Product: NADH-quinone oxidoreductase subunit B 2
Exons: 1
Coding region: 141-758 (205 amino acids)
Biological process (GO): aerobic respiration; electron transport coupled proton transport; mitochondrial respiratory chain complex I assembly
Molecular function (GO): quinone binding; 4 iron, 4 sulfur cluster binding; NADH dehydrogenase (ubiquinone) activity
Source: RefSeq, a predicted model, not a curated record